Messenger RNA from Pan troglodytes (chimpanzee), 1953 nucleotides. RefSeq names its product forkhead box protein D4-like 1. The record is from RefSeq and is a predicted model, not a curated record. Gene Ontology annotation, biological process: regulation of transcription by RNA polymerase II; cell differentiation; anatomical structure morphogenesis. Lineage: Eukaryota; Metazoa; Chordata; Mammalia; Primates; Hominidae. Gene Ontology annotation, molecular function: DNA-binding transcription factor activity, RNA polymerase II-specific; RNA polymerase II cis-regulatory region sequence-specific DNA binding.
GACUGGGGCUCCUGGCUGUGGGUGUGGUACUGAGGCUUCAGCGGGUGCCGCCCGCCUAGAGGGAGUGGAGCGGUGAGCACGUCAGGGGUGGGGGGCGCAGGUCAAGCUUUCACCAGUUUUUAAUUCUUUGAUGGGGUAAAUUUGAGCAAUUUUCUCGACUUGUCGACAUUCGUUAUUAACUGAGCAGGAAUCAGGAGAGGAACCCGGUCCUCUCCACACAGCCCAGCAGAGAGCCUACGACUAGAUUUGCAUCUUUACGUCCUGCGCGGAGGCUGCUACACACAUGCAGAAGUCAUGCUGGUGGCCUGGACAGUGAAGGGAGAGAAGUGGAUUUGGGAGACAUUUAGGAGGCUUCCAGCUCAGCCCGCCCCAGGCCAGGUGAUCGGCCGCCACAUCCCCUGCGACUAAAGCACCUGCUCCGCCAUGAACUUGCCAAGAGCUGAGCGCCUUCGCUCCACACCGCAGCGCAGCCUCCGGGACUCCGAUGGGGAAGACGGUAAAAUCGAUGUCCUGGGAAAGGAGGAAGAUGAAGACGAGGUGGAAGACGAGGAGGAGGAGGCGAGCCAGCAGUUCCUAGAGCAGUCACUCCAGCCGGGGCUGCAGGUGGCCCGGUGGGGCGGGGUUGCGCUUCCCCGAGAGCACAUCGAGGGCGGCGGCGGCCCGAGCGACCCCUCAGAGUUUGGCACCAAGUUCAGGGCACCGCCAAGGUCUGCGGCGGCCUCUGAAGAUGCCCGGCAGCCGGCAAAGCCCACCUACUCGUACAUCGCGCUCAUCACCAUGGCCAUCCUGCAAAGCCCGCACAAGCGCCUCACGCUCAGCUGCAUCUGCGCCUUCAUUAGUGGCCGCUUCCCCUACUACCGCCGCAAGUUCCCCGCCUGGCAGAACAGCAUCCGCCACAACCUCUCGCUGAACGACUGCUUCGUCAAGAUCCCCCGCGAGCCGGGCCACCCAGGCAAGGGCAACUACUGGAGCCUGGACCCCGCCUCCCAGGACAUGUUCGACAAUGGCAGCUUUCUCCGGCGCAGGAAGCGUUUCAAGCGCCACCAACUGACCCCGGGAGCCCACCUGCCCCACCCCUUCCCUCUACCUGCUGCACACGCCGCCCUGCACAACCCCCGCCCAGGCCCUCUGCUUGGGGCCCCUGCCCCGCCGCAGCCAGUCCCGGGGGCCUACCCCAACACCGCCCCCGGGAGACGCCCUUACGCUCUGCUGCACCCGCAUCCUCUUCGCUACCUACUGCUCUCGGCCCCCGCCUAUGCCGGGGCACCGAAGAAAGCAGAAGGCGCGGACCUGGCACCCGGCACCCUUCCCGUGCUGCAGCCCUCACUUGGUCCUCAGCCUUGGGAGGAGGGCAAGGGUCUGGCGUCGCCACCGGGAGGCGGAUGCAUCUCUUUCAGCAUUGAGAGUAUUAUGCAAGGGGUCAGGGAAGCGGGUACAGGGGCUGCGCAGAGUUUGUCCCCGACCGCGUGGAGCUACUGCCACCUGCUCCAGCGACCAUCAAGCCUGUUGCAUCCCCAAACCGCUGCCCCUUUGCUGCAAGUGUCCGCCGCCGCCGCUGCUCGGACAAUUUUGCAGCAAUAGCGGCAGCAUCAGGAGGAGGACUGCGCCAACGGCUGCGCUCCCACCAAGGGCGCGGUGCUGGGCGGGCACCUGUCGGCCGCGUCGGCGCUGCUGAGGUAUCAGGCAGUGGCAGAGCGCUCUAGGCUGACAUCGCUGGCUGCCCCUUUGGGCGGAGAGGGGACCUCACCAGUUUUUUUAGUAUCGCCCACGCCCAGUUCCCUGGCCAACUCCGCAGGGCCCUCCUAGAGCCAGGUGGGAGUGGGGAGCGACCCGCAGCUGCUCAUUCCACCUUGCGCGGCCCAUACUGGGCGUGUGCAUCUGAAUCCCGCUGGAGAGCAAACUCGAACUUGUGUUCGCUGCAAAAUGGUUAGAAAGAAACAGCUGGAUUACGUU